Molecule: messenger RNA, 522 nt
Organism: Penicillium cinerascens
Lineage: Eukaryota; Fungi; Ascomycota; Eurotiomycetes; Eurotiales; Aspergillaceae
Exons: 2
Coding region: 1-522 (173 amino acids)
Source: RefSeq, a predicted model, not a curated record
AUGAAGCUGGCGCUAGAGUAUAGGCGCGAUAAGCUUACGGAAUAUUACGGCAAGACUGAUGAUAUUCCAAAUGAUCUCUAUGCAAUUGGAACUAUCUUAGGUCCCCGCAAUAAGCUUGAAUUCUUCUUAACACCAGAAUGGGAGACACACUGGGCACCGCGGUAUAAGCAGUCCCUUGAGACUUAUGUCCAGCCUUACCAGCAGCGUCAUAUAGAGGCACAGUCAAUAUCAACUAUCCAGUCAAUGAGUAACGAUAUUUCUGACAUUGAUAUCCUUCUGAGACCUACUACAUCUCUCCAGUCAAGACCGACCACUUCAGAUAAACUCACAAGGUAUCUUGGAAGUAAGACUAAGGAGUAUGAUCCUAUCAGCGAUGAUGAGGAAGAUCCUAUAAUAGACGCUUCCGUUGAAGUAUCUAUUGAGCGACCUAGUUUACGCGCGCUAGGGAAAAGAAGGGCUGUUGAUGAUCCGCUUACUGAGCCAGAUGAUGAUGAGAUCCCUUUACCUGAUUUUGAUAUCUAG